AUGAGUAAUGAGCUGGGAAGGAAGAAUGAAGAUAUCCCUCAGCAAGAAAUACUCAGCAAGGCAGAUCAACUGACAGGAGGGACCUCAGAGGAGAACUUGGUUGAAGGAGGGAACAAACUAACUGGGACAAUACCGAAAUGUUCUACAAUAGAAGCAAAGGAACAACUUCAGGCAUUGAAUACAUCCAAAAACCUGUUGCCUCCCGGAAAACCACAAGGAGGUGACAGAAGCCACCAUUGUGCCGAAUGUGGCAAAAGCUUCAGCCAAAAAUCCAACCUUCUGCGGCACCAGAGGCUCCACCUGGAUGAGAGGCCCCACAAGUGUGAUGAGUGUGAGAAGAGCUUCUCUGAGCCUGAGGCCCUGGCCAAGCACCGCAAGUCUCACGUGGGUGACAAGCCCUACAAAUGUGAGGAUUGUGGGAAGAGCUUCAGCUGGACCUCCCACCUGGAGAGGCACCGACGGAUCCACACAGGGGAGAAACCUUACGAGUGCAAGGAGUGUGGCAAGGCAUUCAGUGUAGGGUCACACCUGGAGAGGCACCGUCGGAUCCACACGGGGGAGAAGCCGUACCAGUGCACUGAAUGUGGGAAAAGCUUCACCGUCAGCUCGACCUUGGUCCAGCACCAGAGGACUCACACGAAUGACAAGCCCUAUCAGUGUGAGGACUGCGGCAAAGGCUUUAACCUCAGUGCCAACCUCACAGCUCACCAGAGGAAACACCUGGGCCAAAAGCCAUAUGAGUGUCCCGACUGUGGGAAGAGUUUCAGCUUCACUUCUCACCUGGAGAGGCACCAGCGAAUCCACACAGGAGAGAGACCCUAUCAGUGCAAUGACUGUGGAAAGAGCUUUAGCCGUAGCUCCCAUCUGUACCGGCACCAGAGAAUCCACACUGGUGAGAAGCCACGGCAAUGCAUGGAUUGUGGCAAAAAUUUCUACCUCAGUGCAGCCGCCCUCCAGCACCUGCAGGCCUCCCCAAGUGGGGCAAGGGACCCCACAAAAUGUGCUGAAUGUAGCCGCAAACGGGUUGCUGCUCUGCCCCUGCCUCCACCGUCACCACCAGCUUGUAGCAAGAAACCCUAUAAAUGCCCCAACUGCGGAAAAGGUUUUGGCCAGAGCUCGUCACUGGUGAAGCAUCAGAGGAUCCACACAGGAGAAAGGCCUUAUCAGUGCCCAGAGUGUGGAAAGAAAUUCAGCUGGUGUUCAGCCCUCAUCAAGCACAAAAGGAUCCACACAGGUGAGAAGCCAUACAGCUGUAAUGAGUGUGGCAAAGCCUUCAGUGUCAGCUCACACUUGGAGAGGCACCAACGGGUGCAUUCUCCUGACCGCCCCCACAAGUGCACAGAAUGCGGGAAAACUUAUGGGGAGCUGGCAUCCCUGGUCAAGCACCAGAAAUCCCAUGUGGCUGAGAGCAAGCGCUAUCGGUGCCCCGACUGUGGAAAGAGUUUCAGCUGGAGCUCCCACUUGGAAAGGCACCAACGAAUCCACACAGGGGAGAAGCCCUACGCUUGCAGUGACUGUGGGAAAAGCUUUAGUGUUAGCUCCCACCUGGAUCGCCACCGGAGGAUCCAUACUGGGGAGAAGCCUUACCGCUGUAACGAGUGCGGCAAGAGCUUCAGUGUCAGCUCCACCCUCCUCCAGCACCAGCGGACCCAUUCAAGCGGGAAGCCUCACAAGUGCAAGGAAUGCGGGAAACGCUUUGUGGCCAGUGCUCAGCUGCUCACACACCAAAGGACCCACCGGGGUGAAAAACCUUAUGAAUGCACUGUAUGUGGGAAGAGUUUUGGCUUCGUCUCCCACCUGGAGAGGCACCAGAGGGUCCACACAGGAGAGAAACCCUAUCAGUGUCCUGAAUGCGGGAAAUGUUUCAGCCGCAGCUCCCAUCGCAACCGCCACCAGCGUACUCAUACUACUGACCGUACUCCAAAGGGAAGCAUGCGAGGAGCAACUGACGGAGGGAAAGGAGGGGAUUACUCCUCUUCCUCUCAAUCCAGGCUCCCCAAGGAAAUGGUUUCUGGUAUCCCCGAACCCCCGCUUUCUCUCAUGCCACCUUGGUGGAGUGAGGCAGACAGGAGUGGCAACCCUUCAGUUGCUUCCAUGUGGUCUGAGACACCAAGUCCUUUCCAUGCCCCCAUUAUGCCCAAUCCUGCCCCACCCGCGGGGUUAAGGGGAUGGGGCAUGAAGGGGUUCCUGCCUCCAGAGACAUGGAGAUUGGGAGAAAGCAGCUCCGGCUGGGUGUCCACACUCAUGCAAGAAGGGUGGCCACAGCCUCCCCCAACAUCCUAACUAAAUCAUCAGACUUGGCAGGGUGAGCUGGACUGGUCUCAGAAUGGAGACAGAGAACUAACCCAACCAUUCUGGAAAAGCACAUGGCACAGUUUGUUUGUGGGGUGAUGCCACUUCAGAACUGGGGCUGAGAGGUGGAAAAGAGACAUAACUGGGUGAACUGGGUGGGGUCAUUUGUCGUUCUGUGAUUCGCAUAAGAAGAAAGCUAGUGUGUGAUUCUGAAGAAACAGAGCUUUGGAAAC
Anolis sagrei ordinatus is the source of this 2525-nucleotide messenger RNA. The record is from RefSeq and is a predicted model, not a curated record. NCBI's taxonomy places the organism in Eukaryota, Metazoa, Chordata, Lepidosauria, Squamata, Anolidae.